Messenger RNA from Nannospalax galili (Upper Galilee mountains blind mole rat), 1161 nucleotides. It is a transcript of the gene Metrn, whose product is annotated as meteorin, glial cell differentiation regulator. The coding region runs from base 135 to 1010 and encodes 291 amino acids. The record is from RefSeq and is a predicted model, not a curated record. Gene Ontology annotation, biological process: glial cell differentiation; positive regulation of axonogenesis. Gene Ontology annotation, molecular function: hormone activity. Lineage: Eukaryota; Metazoa; Chordata; Mammalia; Rodentia; Spalacidae. The transcript is spliced from 5 exons.
GUACGCGCAGAGCCAAGGGGUCGCAGGCUGUGGGGACGCGCCGGCGGCGCCCGGGGCUGCUCCCGCUGCAGCCCCGACCCGCCCGGGGCAGCAGCCGGAGACCACAACCCGAAGCCCCGGCGCGUCCCCGAGCCAUGAGGGCGGCAGCGCUUAUCUGCGCUCUGUGCUGUGGACUCCUAGCUCUGUCGACGCGGGCCGGCUACUCCGAGGACCGCUGCAGCUGGAGGGGCAGCGGCUUGACCCAGGAGCCCGGCAGCGUGGGGCAGCUGACUCUGGCCUGUGCUGAGGGUGCGAUAGAGUGGCUGUACCCAGCUGGGGCGCUGCGCCUGACCCUGAGCGGCCCCGACCUGGGCACGCGGCCCAGCAUCGCCUGUCUGCGCCCAGGGAGGCCCUUCGCGGGUGCCCAGGUCUUCACCGAACGGAUGGGCGGUACCUUAGAGUUGCUGCUGGCGGAGGGCCCAGACCUGGUCGGGGGCCGCUGCGUGCGCUGGGGUCCCCGGGAGCGCCGGGCUCUCUUCUUGCAGGCGACACCGCACCGCGACAUCAGCCGCCGAGUUGCCGCCUUCCGCUUUGAGCUGCGUGAGGACCGGCGUCCUGAAAUGCCUCCCCAGGCCCAAGGUCUUGGUGUAGAUGGUGCCUGCAGGCCCUGCAGCGAUGCUGAGCUCCUUCUGGCUGCUUGCACCAGUGACUUUAUGAUUCAUGGGACCAUCCAUGGAGUCACCCAUGACAUGGACUUGCAGGAGUCCAUCAUCACUGUGACUACCACCCGUGUCAUCCGCCAGACACUGCCACUAUUCCAGAUAGAAGGCUCGGAGGGCCAGAGCCAGGCCUCCAUUCACACCCUAUUGCGCUGUGGUGUGCGUCCUGGCCCAGGCUCCUUCCUCUUCAUGGGCUGGAGUCGCUUUGGGGAGGCCUGGCUGGGCUGUGCCCCUCGCUUCCAGGAGUUCAGUCGUGUCUAUACAGCUGCCCACACAGCCCACCUCAACCCAUGUGAGGUGAUGCUGGACUGAGCAACCUGGGAGCAGGGUGCUAGGGAGUGGUGAUAGGAGGGUGGGUGGGAAGGGAAUGGCCCAGAUGACAUCUUGGUGCCCACAGCUGAGGUGAUAGGAUACCUCAGAUAAUAAGAACUGUAUCACACCAACCACUGUAGACUUGGUCUUC